AUGUCUAACAUUCUAAAAACCACAAAAUGUGAAACAGAAGAGCAAAACACGGGAAUGGCAAAUGAAAAGGAAAAGGGCGCAGCCAGCAACUUCAUGAGAAUCAGCUCGUACAGGCCAGACGCCUCCUCAGACAACAGGAUCAAAAACACAAAAUACUCCUUGGUCUCAUUCCUGCCCCUUGUCUUCUGGCAGCAGAUUAAGGAGCCCGCAUCCUUCUUGUUCUUCAUCAUCAUGCUGCUCCAGGCGAACAAGACACUUGCAAUCGGCCACUUUGUCAGCAGCCUGACACCGUUUCUCUUUGUGUUCUUUCUGAGCAUCUUCAACGAGGGAAUGGACGACUACAAGCGAUACAAGCGAGAUAACUUCGUCAACGCGGAGCUGUUCAAGAAGUACGUGUUUGGGAGGAAACUGAAGGAUUCUGGCGAGACCAGCGAGUCGGAAGAGAAGCAGCCUGGUUUCAGGUGCACCCUUCUGAAGAAGGAAAACGCCUACAAAUUUGCACCAGUCAAAUCGGAACUCAUCAAAGUGGGCGACAUCAUCAAAGUCAGCAAAGGGCAGAAAUUCCCAGCUGACUGCAUUUUGCUGAAUUGCAACGACGAAAACGGGGAGCUGUUCAUCAGAACAGACCAGCUGGACGGAGAAACAGACUGGAAGAGGAGACAGUGCUGCAUAGAAUUUCCAACUUCAGAGGACGAGCUGGUUGCAGACGUAGAGAAGCCACAUAAGGACAUUUAUGCAUUUGCAGGAAAACUGGUUCAAGGCGAGAUGAGGAAGUCGCUUGAUUUGGACAACACGGCCUGGACGGACACGGUUGCGGCCACCUCAGACGCAGUUGGCCUUGUCAUCCACACUGGCUUCCAAACCAGGGCCAAAAUGAACACGUAUCUUCCACGAUCUAAAACAGGCCUGAUUGACAAGGAAAUCAACGGGUUCGUGACACUGCUCAUCUUCGUCUGUGGCCUCUGUGCCAUUGCGUUCUCUGCGAUGCGAAUCACCACUCUCGACCUCGCUGCCGUCGUGAUAUUCGUCAGGUUCGUGAUUCUGUUCAGCUACAUGAUACCAAUUGCACUGAAAGUGACUAUUGCGACUGGAAGAAUGGCCUAUGCCACGUACGUUGACAAGUCGAUUGUGGUCAGAAACACGAACAUUCAGGAGGAGUUAGGACGCAUCUCGUUCUUCCUGACCGAUAAAACAGGAACUUUGACUCAAAAUGAAAUGCUCAUGAAGAAGAUUCACCUGGGCAUAAACAGUUACGAUGAGCAUGAAUUCAGGGAAUUGAAGGAGAUUUUGAGGAAAUUUGCGUUGAAGAAGAGGAUGGGACGAGAGAUGAAGCAGCUGAGCCAGAAGGUCUUUGACCUGGUUGAGGCACUGGCUCUCUGCCACAGUGUCACUCCUGUUGAAACUGAAGACGGAAUCGAUCUCCAGGCGUCUUCUCCUGAUGAGGUUGCCCUGGUUGAAUUUGUGAGAAGGCUGGGAGUUGAACUCAUCAGCCGAGACCGAAACUCCCUCAAAAUCAGGUACGUUCAUAGGAAGAAUAAGAAGGGUGAAGAAGGCGAAGAAGUUGUUGAGGCGAUAAACAUGGAUUAUAAGAUCCAUCACAUUUUCCCGUUCAAUUCGGACACGAAGAGGAUGGGAAUUGUGCUAGAACGAGAUGACGGAUCAUUUGUGUUCUUUGAAAAGGGAGCAGACACCACGAUGUCGAAAAUAGUGAAAGAGAACGACUGGGCUGAGGACGAGACGGAUGACAUGGCGCGAGAGGGACUCAGGACGCUGCUAAUUGCGAAGAAGGAGCUGACCAAGGCGCAGUUUGAGAAGUUUGAUGAGAUGUACACUGAGGCAAAGCUUACUCUGAAUAACAGGCAGCAAAACAUGUAUGAUGCGCAGAGGAAGCUGGAAAAGGGGCUCGAUUUGCUUGGGCUGACAGGGGUGGAAGACAAGUUGCAGGAUCAGGUGAAGGAGACCCUUGAGAGUCUCAGAAAUGCAGAUAUCAAGAUAUGGAUGCUGACUGGAGACAAGAACGAGACUGCAAUCAGCAUUGCAAAGAGUAGCAGGCUGCUGAGCAAGACUGAUCGGUAUCUGGUGAUCAGCGGAUGCACCACUGAGAUCGAGAUCAGGGAGAAGAUUGAUCUGCUCAAAAAGAAGAAGUUCAAUGCGCUGGUGAUUGACGGAGUCAGCCUGGCUGUGAUUUUGAGUCCAAAGAACAUCACAAAAGUCAAAGGAAAAGAAAGGAACUUUCUGCUCGAAGAAUUCAUCGAAGAGGCCAAGGGGCUGACUGCCCUGAUUGGAUGCCGCUACACUCCGACACAGAAGGCCAUGAUGGCUGCUUCAUUGAAGGAGUUGGCUGGAGAAACAGUCCUAUGCAUUGGAGAUGGAGGAAAUGACGUGUCAAUGAUCACUGAGGCAGACACAGGCGUUGGAAUUGAGGGAAAGGAGGGAAACCAGGCUGCUCUUUCGGCUGAUUUCUCACUCAAAAAGUUCUGCUUCGUCACGGAGCUGCUCUUCUACCACGGUCGCGCCUGCUACGUCAAAUCAGCCGGUCUCGCCCAGCUCACGCUUCAAAGGGCGUUCAUCGUCACAAUUCUCCAGGGCGUCUUCAGUGCCCUGAUCGACUGUGUCCCCCUCUCAAUCUUCCAGGGAUACAUGUCAUCGAUGUUCAUUCUGUUCUCGUGCUUCCCAGUUCUGACUCUCUACAAGGGAUGCGAUAUCACCAAAACAGUCGCCCUGAAGUAUCCAGAACUCUACAAGGAGCUCAGAAUGAGCAACAAGUGCUCCCUGAAGGAGUUCAUCACGUCCAUUCUGGUUGCGUAUCUUCAGGCUGUGGUCAUUUCAAUUGGAUACAUGCUCGUUCUGAAGGACAAGGAGCUCCACUUCUACUCCGUGAUUGUAUUUACGUCAGCAGUGAUCAAUGAGUACAUUACGACUCUUCUUUUUAACAGCAGGCCCAGACUGAUCACCAUUGCAGUGAUUUUUGGAUCAGUUGUUUCAUUCAUCAUUGCCUCCCAGCUAUUCACUGAGUUCCACAUUGGUGCAUUCACAUUGCUCUGUUUCGUCCCACACAUGAUAUUGAUCAAUUUUCUGGCUGCGUCCGUGCUGAUUGCACUGAAACUGUAUCACAGGUACCUGAAUCCAGCAUCACACAUCAAGAUCACAAAGUACUAA
Messenger RNA from Enterospora canceri, 3159 nucleotides. The record is from the annotation of a GenBank genome assembly. NCBI's taxonomy places the organism in Eukaryota, Fungi, Microsporidia, Enterocytozoonidae.